AUGAGAAUUCACCCAAGUUUACUGGGUGGGGCAACUCAGAAGAAUGCAAGGAGACCGCAGAAAGAGCCAGUACCGUUUCAGAUGUUAUUGCCAUUACAGUUAAAGAAAACAGUAUCAGGCAAAGGAGAUAAACUCAAAGAAGCAGCUUGUAUGCAAGAAAUGGCUCUCAUGUUUGCUUGCUUUAAGAAAUCUGACUUUAACCAGCAGGAAUGCUUAAAAGAAGUUGCGGCGUUCCAAGGAUGUUAUAACGAAUACAACAAAAGAAUGACAACUCAAAGAGAGCAAGGAAAAAAAGGUAUACUUGUGCCAGGAGAGAAAAAAUUGACUCAUAGACAAUUGAAUCAGUUAAUGAGAAGCUUUCCGCCAAAAUAA
Arctia plantaginis is the source of this 372-nucleotide messenger RNA. The record is from the annotation of a GenBank genome assembly. NCBI's taxonomy places the organism in Eukaryota, Metazoa, Arthropoda, Insecta, Lepidoptera, Erebidae.